UAGUAUAUGACGUGAACAAAAUGCAAACUACAAUAAUUUAGUCUUCAAUGGGAACAUAAAGGGCAGCCCCGCCGUCCGCCACCUGCCCUCUGGUCUAUGGUCCUGUCCCCUUCAUCUUUGACACUCGUUUCCCGAAUCCCUACGUGAUUUCUGCCACUCCAUUAAACUCCAAGUUGGGAGUUUGGUCGCGCUGAUAGCUCUCUCACAACCUCUUCCAAUCAAACGCUGCAACGGCGUAUUUUCCCACAUUUCUAUUGCCCUUCCUUUCUCUCUGAUCCCACUGUAUCAGCGAUCAGAAGAUGCCGAGCCCAAGUCUGAAAGCAGGAAGCCGGCCGCCGUGGGUGGGGUUGGGAGCGGCGGUUUGGGUCCAAAUUGCUUCCGGAAACUCAUACAACUUCCCGCUCUAUUCCCCGCUGCUGAAAUCGGUGCUGGGUUUGAGUCAGCAGCAGCUCACCAUUCUCGGAGUGGCCAGUGACGUUGGAGAGAGUUUGGGUUUCCUCCCUGGGAUCGCCUGCAACAAGUUUCCUCCGUGGGCUGUGCUUUUGGUUGGUUGUGUGCUCUGUUUCUUGGGCUAUGGCGUUAUCUGGCUCGUUGUCAGCGGAACGAUUGGCAGCUUCCCUUUUGUGGCGUUAUGGAUCACACUUUUCAUUGCGGCAAAUAGCAACGCUUGGUUUGGCACAGCUGUGCUUGUAACCAACAUGAGGAACUUCCCUCUCAGCAGAGGCACUGUGGCUGGCAUUCUCAAAGGUUAUAUCGGGCUUAGUGCUGCUGUUUAUACAGUAUUAUACAGUACGGUGCUUCAGGAUUCGGCUUUGAAUCUAUUGUUGUUUCUUGCUCUUGGGAUUCCAGUUUUGUGUUUAGCCUUGAUGUACUUUAUCCGGCCAUGUACUCCAGCUUCUGGAGAAGAUUCUUCGGAGCAUGUCCAUUUUCUCUUCACCAUAGCUGUCAGUGUUUUGCUAGCUAUUUAUCUUAUCACUGUCACAAUAGUACAGCAGUUGGUAUCUCUUAGCGAUGCUAUUUCCUACAUUUUGGUUGCUAUAAUGGUUAUUCUUCUACUUGCUCCCCUCGCAAUUCCUGUGAAAAUGACACUAUUUCCUUCAAGGGCACGAGCUGAAUCUUCAGACCGUCUUGCUCCAGAAGAGGGCGCGACCCAAACGGAUCCUUUGUUGACACCAUCCUCAUCAGCUACACAUCUUGGCAGUUUUCUUGAGGCUGAAUAUGCUUCAGAUAUCGAAACACUUAUUGCAAUUGGGGAAGGGGCAGUGAAGAAGAAAAGGAGACCUAAGAGGGGAGAGGAUUUUAAGUUUCAAGAAGCUUUUAUAAAGGCUGAUUUCUGGCUUCUUUGGUUUCUAUAUUUUCUUGGGGUCGGUUCUGGAAUAACAGUACUCAAUAAUUUGAGCCAGAUUGGGAUUGCAUUAGGCGCUAGUGAUACGACAAUACUGUUGUCUCUCUUCAGCUUUUGCAAUUUUGUGGGUCGUCUGGGUUCUGGUGCUGUUUCUGAACACUUUCUCAGGACGAAAACAGUUCCUCGCACAGUGUGGAUGGCAUGUGCGCAUGUAGUUAUGCUCAUAUCGUUUGUUUUAUAUGCUCUAGCUAUCAGUGGUACUCUCUAUGUUGCAACUGCUCUGUUUGGUAUCUGCUAUGGGGCUCAGUAUUCAUUGAUGGUUCCAACAGCCUCCGAACUUUUCGGCUUGAAAAAUUUUGCCGUAAUUUACAGCUUCAUGGGACUUGGGAAUCCUAUCGGUGCAGUACUUUUCUCCGUUCUUCUUGCUGGUGAUGUGUAUGAUGCUGAAGCUGCCAAGCAAGGAGGGUCUACAUGCGUAGGUUCUGCUUGCUUUGGGCUCACAUUUAUAGUUUUAGCCAUCGCCUGUGGACUAGGCUUCAUCUUGAGUGUAAUUUUGACAAUUAGAGUACGACCGGUUUACCAAAUGCUUUAUGCUGGGGGUUCCUUCCGUCUGCCAUCGAGCCACUAAUGAUUGGAGAUCGGUGACAUGAAUCCAUAGUUCCAUACAGGUUGUGGAAAACUGUUCUGAUUUCGUCAUUCAGAUUACUAGUGAAUAUCUGCGGCUUGAAUGUUAUAUAGGUACUGCAAGUGCCGAGCUUUAAGCUAUAAUGUUUCACCCAAGUUGGCCUUUGUUGGUUGCGUGUUUAUGGCGGAUCAAGGAAGAGUCAAUGGAGUCCCUUAUAGGUCUCCGCGGUAUUAUAUAUGUACAUUUCGAGUUUGAGGUAUUACCGUAUAUCAUCUGUUAUACCAUCUUAGAAUCGAACUCUCGCAGACAUAUUCCUUCACAUUCUGUUAUGCAUCGUUUUAUCUUCUUUUGGUGCUUCUCUAGCACGUGGGACAAACAAUUUCGUUUUGCUAGCAAUUUUAAAACCUGCUAAAGCAGAGUUGAAUCUUUAAUAAAUA
Messenger RNA from Malus domestica (apple), 2407 nucleotides. Its product is annotated as protein NUCLEAR FUSION DEFECTIVE 4. The record is from RefSeq and is a predicted model, not a curated record. NCBI's taxonomy places the organism in Eukaryota, Viridiplantae, Streptophyta, Magnoliopsida, Rosales, Rosaceae. Gene Ontology annotation, cellular component: membrane.